CGCGUGGAGCAGCGGAGCAGUGGAGCGCCACCGGCUGCUCUGACCGGCCGGCGGGACGGCGAAGUUGGCGAAGAGCACUCGGCUUCCCCGCGCCCGCCAUGCGCCCCGGCUAGUGUCCCGCCCGCCGCCCGCUGCCCGCGGCCCGCCGCCCGCCGGCAUGCUGCGCCCGCUGCUGCUCGCCGCGCUCUGCCUGGCCGGGCCGCCCCCGCCCGCGCGCGCCUGCCAGCUGCCCUCAGAGUGGCGGCCGCUGAGCGAGGGCUGCCGCGCCGAGCUGGCCGAGAUCAUCGUGUACGCCAAGGUGCUGGCGUUGCACCCCGAGCCGCUUGGCCUCCACAACCACCUGCCCUGGCAGCACCAGGUCGGCUCGCCGGGUCUCUUCUACUCGGCGGAGGUCCAAAUGCUGUGCGACCAGGCGUGGGGCAGCAUGCUCGAGGUGCCCGCCGGCUCCAGGCUCAACCUCACCGGCUUGGGCUACUUCGCAUGCCACUCCCACACCGUGGUCCAGGGCUACUCCUACUUUUUCUUCCUCAGGAUGGAUGAGAAUUAUAACCUCUUGCCACAUGGAGUGAAUUUCCAAGAUGCCAUCUUUCCAGACACCCAAGAGAACAGAAGGAUGUUCUCCAGCCUCUUCCAGUUUUCAAACUGUUCUCAAGAGCAGCAGCUGGCAACUUUCUCUAGUGACUGGGAGAGCCAGGAAGACAGUCGGCUGCUGUGCUCCUCAGUGCAGAAGGCCCUGUUUGAGGAGGAGGACCGCGUCAAGAAGCUGCAGCAGCAGGUGGCCACGCUAGAGAAGCACAACAGGCGGCUCCGGGAGCGAGUGAAGAAGGUCAAGCGGUCCCUGCGGCAGGCGCGCAAGAAGGGCCGCCACCUGGAGCUCGCCCACAGGAAGCUCAGCCAGAAACUGGUGGCUGAAACCCUCCCCAACAGCAACACCCUGCGAGCCUUGCCUGCGGGCGCCCCCUACCAACGGGGGUAGCGUCGCCUCUCCGGAGAAGUGCGGGCCUGUGUACUUGCACUGCAGAUCUAGUAGAAGCAUUGGGUGGGGAGGAGCUUUGCUAUUCCCUGGGCUGCUGGUGCCAGAGUUUAGGGAAGGAUGGGACCUGCCUACAAAGAAUGUUUAGAGUAUCAACUCUAAGCUCAAGGACAACAGCUUGAGCCAGUCAUAGGCCCUAUUUGGCCAUGUUUUUGCUACAGCCUGGGGAGGGGCUUGCAAAGCACUCAGAAUGCCUUUAACUGGGACCCUCCCCCACCACGGACAGCUUUAUUCCAGACAGCAGCUUGCCACAGCUAAGGUGCUUAGGGUUUAGUGAGCGCCCCACAAGGGAGAGGGGCCAACUGGCAGGCUGGCUCCUUAGAGCUGAGCUGUCCCCACUGAUCGCUCCGGGAAUUGACAGUAGGACCCCGGACCCCUGUGUUCCUGCAGGCAGGAGCACAUGCUGAUUGCUCAGCCCUGGUGUCCAAGGUGAGCCAACUCCCAACACUGUUGGUGUCUGUUCUGCAAAGACUCCUCCUCCAGGUGGUUCCAUCUCUACCCCUACCCAAGGGUCCAGUCUGCACAUAAGGAAAGCAUUUGGAAAGAACCCUUGAAAAACAUUCCAAGUCAGUUGAUAGUCUUCCUGGCCCUCCAAACGAGUGUCCUUCAGGGAGCAGGAAAAGGAUGACUCAGGGCCUUGUUCAUCUUAAGGCACGUGGUGAGUUAACUUCUGGGCUCGCUUGGUAGAGUGCAUGAACCAUGUGUAAGGAUCUGAGUCCAAGUCUUCCUUUCUCCCAAUCUAAAGAAAUGGCUGCCAGGAGUGGUGGAGCUGUGCAGGCACUUAACAUAGUGAUGUGACCCUGGGGAAAAUGCAGGCCUCCCUGAUGCCAUUUGCACCCCCCCCCUUGCCCUGGCAUCACUGUGGGACAUGGGCUACCUGCCACUCAGGUGCUGGGAUGGGUGAAAGGGAACUUCUGCUCCAGGACAGCUUUUCUUCAAGCUUCUACCUUUAGCUCUGCCUCUCUGCGGGUUCAAUAGGAAGUGCAGCCUCUGGGGGCCUAGAUUGCACCCAGGGAACCAGCCUGCUGGUGGCUGAUGUCUGGGGCAGGGGGUUGCUCUCUGCAGGAGGUUCUGUGUUUUCACCACAUCAGGAUGCCAAGCAUGUUUCUCCGGGGCCUGGGGAGCUUUCAGGCUUUCCAGCUGGGUCUGAAAGAGCAGUCCAGGUCUCUCAGAGAAGGGCUCUGCAGGUAAGAGUUGGGAGACUUCAAGCCUCUUCUGUCCCCGAGGGGAUGCCCCCAUCACUCUUGGGCCUAAUCUGCUAUGCCUGACACAGCCAUUAUUCUGUCCCUCUUUGGGUUAGUCGCUGGGUUCCCGGAACCCCAAAGUCACAUAAUAAGUAGGAGGUACAGAGAAUCCGGAAUCUUGAAGCCCUGGAUUCAAAUCCCAAGCUGCCAGUAUGAAGGCCCUGCCUGGGACUCCCAUCUGGAAUAUGGGCUGUGAAUUCAGUUCCGGGCCCAGGACAGAUUGUUUUUAAUUGCCACCAGGGUUAUCCCUGGGUCUCAGUGCUAGCACUACAAAUCCACUGCUCCCAGUGGCAAUUUUUUUUCACAGGUCACAGAGAAAGCCACCUGCAGACCUGUGUCACCACUUGUGAACAUCCCCUCCUGCAGCUGGGGGUUGGGGGCUCAAACUGUGUUCCUUGUGCACAGUAUGGCUGAGCCACAUGUGUGUUCAAGCAGAUGCAUCCCCACCCCUGGGCCCAGUUCUUAUCCUGUGAAGUUUCAAAGCAAAGUCAAGCAUGCCCACCCUCCACCCCACUUACCAGCAGGAAGCCAGGGCCCCACAAGGGGGAUCUGCCCUUUCUCUACAACAGGGGCCACUGGCCAGGACCUCAAGUUCAUCUUUACCCCCUCAAAGGCUGUGAGGGUCACUGAAUGAAUGUACUCAUAGGUUUAGCCUGGCAUGUGGCUGUUAUAAAUAUUCAACAACCAGUACUUAAAAUAGGCAAGGAUUAUACACAUUCACCAAAAAGCCUCAAGGCAUCUCAGCAAUAGAAUUAAAGUUCUGUGUAAUUUUUUUUAGGGGGAGUCAAUAUGUUUUAAAUUCUUUUCCAACUGCCUCACACCACCUGGGAAAUACUUCCCGCAGAGUGUGACGCCUCUGUCUCCAGGACUUUGCUCUCCCUCCUGCCCAGUUUGGGGUCAGACCAUUUCUCUUGAUGUCAUUUUGCUCCUCUUAGAACCUGCUUCCCCCAUCCACCGUUCAGCAGAUACACUGUCUUCCUCUCUCUUGAUUUCUCUCUGUUUUACCCAACAAUAACAAUGGGCAACAAUAGGAAAAAUAUACACAUUAAAAAAGCACACAGUGGAUGUGAAGAGAUACUUCCCCAAA
Molecule: messenger RNA, 3364 nt
Organism: Erinaceus europaeus (western European hedgehog)
Lineage: Eukaryota; Metazoa; Chordata; Mammalia; Eulipotyphla; Erinaceidae
Gene: CCDC3
Product: coiled-coil domain containing 3
Exons: 3
Coding region: 158-976 (272 amino acids)
Biological process (GO): negative regulation of gene expression
Cellular component (GO): extracellular region
Source: RefSeq, a predicted model, not a curated record